Molecule: messenger RNA, 1038 nt
Organism: Sclerotinia borealis F-4128
Lineage: Eukaryota; Fungi; Ascomycota; Leotiomycetes; Helotiales; Sclerotiniaceae
Source: the annotation of a GenBank genome assembly
AUGGAUACUUCCGAAUCGGCUGCAGCUCUUCCAAUUACUACACAACCAGUAGCUAUAUUUAAAAAGAGAUCAGCAAAAGGGAAAUCUAAUUUUCGCAAAAGAGCUGCAACGCCACCACCUGUAGAUAGCGACGAUGAUACAUCAGGAUAUUCCUCCUCGGAAGAUGAAAGUGGCCGUCGAAUAAAAAGACGAAAGAAGAACACUGGAGCAAUAACUGCCUCAUCUACAAUAAAUAACAACUCAACCAAAUCAACCGAUAUAUCCGCAACAAUAUACACCGCAUCCCACAGCACCACCAUUCGCGCCUCCAACGACGCAACCAAAGCCAGCAAUUGGUACGACGAAAACGCAGCCGACGCCCUCUCCACCAAGAAUCUCCUAGGGACCACGCGCUCCAAACCUACAAUUGAAGAUGCGCCUGAUGGAACAUACAAGGGCUUAGCCAACAGCACCAAAUUCAUACAAAAGAACCCCGACGCACCUAACCGCGUCGUAGGACCCAUCAAAGCCCCCACCAACGUCCGCACCAUCACCGUAACUGAUUUCGCCCCCGAUGUCUGCAAAGAUUACAAAACCACGGGUUUCUGCGGAUUCGGAGAUAAUUGCAAAUAUCUACAUGCGCGUGAAGACUAUAAAGCGGGUUGGCAACUCGAUAAGGAGUGGGAGAAUGUGACCAAAGGGAAGAAAACUUUAGGGGGGACGAAGAUUGCGAGUGCGGAUCGCAAGGGAGAGGAGGAGGACGACGACGACGAUGAUGCGCUGUUGGAGAAUAUCCCGUUUGCGUGUAUAGUGUGUCGAGAGAAAUAUAAGGAUCCGAUUAUAACGAAGUGUGGACAUUAUUUUUGCGAAGGGUGUGCGUUGAAGAGGUAUAGGAAAGAUCCGAGUUGUGCGGCUUGUGGGGCCGGAACGAGUGGUGUUUUUAAUGUGGCAAAGGGGUUGAAGAAGAUAUUGGAAAAGAAAAGGGAAAGGGCGAGGAAGAUUAGAGAGGAGGCUAUUGCGAAUGGGGAGGAAGUUAGUAGUGAGGAGGAAGAGGAGUAA